Chroicocephalus ridibundus (black-headed gull) is the source of this 522-nucleotide messenger RNA. It is a transcript of the gene CCDC17, whose product is annotated as coiled-coil domain containing 17. The transcript is spliced from 4 exons. NCBI's taxonomy places the organism in Eukaryota, Metazoa, Chordata, Aves, Charadriiformes, Laridae. The record is from RefSeq and is a predicted model, not a curated record. The coding region runs from base 1 to 522 and encodes 173 amino acids.
AUGGCUUACUUGCGGGGCGGCGGGCACGACCCGGCCAUCCUGGUCCAGCUCCUCCGCCUCCAGGCGGAGGCCACGGCGCUGGAGAAAGGGGCUGCGGAGCCACGCAGGGGCAGGAGGGCAGAACCCCCCGGCGCGGGCCCAGGGGGCCUGGAUGUGGCACUGCUGGCCGUGGAGCUGGAGAACCAGCGGCUGGAAGAGGAGCUCCUGGCACUGAAGGUCAGGAGGGAGAGGAGAGCCAACGCCGGCUCGCAGGUGGCCCAGUGGCACUCAGCAGAGCUGGCCCAGCUCCAGGCAGAGGUGGGGAUGCUGCGAUGCCACAUGGAGCAGCCGCGGCCAUGGCUGCUGCCCCCCGCCAUUCUCCCACCCCCCGUGGCUCCCCCGCUCCCACCAGCCCUGGCCGCACCGGAGCUUUUCCAGGUAAGAGCCUUGUCCCAGGGAUGUUCCCAGGUCUCCAGUGCUCUGGAGGACCCCCCGCCUCCCACUCGGGAGCCCCCGCUGCAGCACAAAGCUGCCCGAAGGUGA